This is a messenger RNA of Diaporthe batatas, 1617 nucleotides long. RefSeq lists its product as uncharacterized. The record is from RefSeq and is a predicted model, not a curated record. Gene Ontology annotation, molecular function: lipid binding. Gene Ontology annotation, biological process: eisosome assembly; negative regulation of protein kinase activity; endocytosis. The coding region runs from base 697 to 1617 and encodes 306 amino acids. Gene Ontology annotation, cellular component: plasma membrane; eisosome filament. Lineage: Eukaryota; Fungi; Ascomycota; Sordariomycetes; Diaporthales; Diaporthaceae. The transcript is spliced from 4 exons.
GUUGAAUGAAACAUUCCCGUGGUCUCCAGUUUGCCAAAAGGUGCAUGGACUGAACAGACUGAGCAGACCACCAGAACCACCCAGGUUGGCCCAUCCCAAACAGGCAAUGUGUGCACGGUUUCGAACUCUCAGUGCCACGCUGCGAGCGGGGCGUUUCCCAAAAGGGAGCUAAGACCAUCCCUUAGCAUCCUCUGGCAGACUAGCAUCCCUUAGCACUGCUUCUCAGUCCGGUUAUGACGUCGGCCGUCUCUUCCGGGCUCUCAGUGGCCCUUCAGCUUUGCCAUUGUCCGCCAACGAAUUACCAUCUCAGCCUCGACCUCUCCCGACUGAUCUUCGCCUCCCCGUCUCCUUCACCUCCACUAUUUACUCCCGAGCCUCCCCAGCUUUUCCCGCGCCCCCCUGCUUUGCUACCACCGAAACUGUAUCUUUCUCCGGACGGCCCACGUGGACUUGGUUUGUUGUGACGCCAAUCAUCAACACCCAUACCCACACAAGUCUGUCAACAACAACUUCUUCCCUUCCUGGUAUCAGCGGAGAGGCCCAUCAUGCAUCGCACCUAUUCUAUGCGCCAGACGAGGGCGCCGACUGCCUCUCAGAUCCAGAAUCCUCCACCGCCAGCCUCGAGCACCAAGUCAGGCCGUCUCUUCGGCCGUGGCGGCUUUGGUGCGUACCUUUCCCCAGCAGUGUGGUAUCGUGAUGGCGCAAAACGGAAGAGAGUCGCGAUUGACCCGCAGACUCGUUAAGAUGGAGAAGAAUGUCAUGCGCAGCCUGGAGACCGUCGCAAAAGAACGCAUGGAAGUUGCUCAACAACUCUCCAUCUGGGGCGAGGCUUGCGACGAGGACGUUUCCGACGUCACGGAUAAGCUAGGCGUCCUAAUAUACGAGAUCGGCGAGCUUGAGGACCAGUACGUCGACCGUUACGACCAGUAUCGCGUGACCAUCAAGAGCAUUCGGAACAUCGAGGCCUCGGUGCAGCCGAGCCGCGACCGCAAGCAAAAGAUCACCGAUCAGAUCGCGCAGCUGAAGUACAAGGAGCCCAACUCCCCCAAGAUUGUCGUCCUGGAGCAAGAACUCGUCCGCGCUGAGGCAGAGUCUCUGGUCGCGGAGGCGCAGCUGUCCAAUAUCACGCGGGAGAAGAUCAAGGCGGCCUACACCUACCAAUUUGACGCUCUGCGGGAGCACUGCGAAAAAGUGGCCAUCAUUGCUGGGUACGGCAAGCAUCUCCUGGAGCUAAUCGACGACACGCCCGUGACGCCUGGGGAGACGCGUGCCGCUUACGAUGGAUACGAGGCCAGCAAAGCCAUCAUUCAGGACUGCGAGGAUGCCCUGACCAACUGGGUUACACAGAAGGCUGCUGUCUCCUCCAAAUUGUCCACUAGAGCCCGUACACUGUCAACCCGCCGCCGCAACAACAUCAAGGCCAGGUCCGAAGGCCAUGAUCUAUCAAACCAAGAUGUCCCGCUUAAUGACCGGGACUCUUGGGUACCAGCAGGACAGCACAAGGGUGAAUAUGACGAUGAAGAGGAGGACGAUGAGGAGGAGGACGACCUGCUAGAGAGCGAUAAUGGUCUGAACGGGGAGCACCGUGGCCGCACCCAGGAGGCCGUUGCAGCUUAA